UCCGACCUGUGUGCUGCCUCGGGGGUCAAACAGCCAAGCCGUUUCAUACACAGCCAGUUGUCUGUUUUCUUUGACAUCCAUGGAGACCUUAAAUGUUUGGGUUAGCCUCCUUCUGGGACUCUUAUUGUCAGAACUCGCUCUCAGGCCCUCUUCUGCCAUUCCACCUCAGGUCGCCAAGAGCUCCAAACACAUGGCGCUGAAGUCUCCGUCUGAGGAACCGCACCGGGUGCACACGGUGAGAGUGAGCUGCUAUCCGGACUCUCUGGAGAUCGUCAUUGACGCGGACAUGUUUGGAGUUGGAGCUCCUGUGAACAGUGCAGACAUUCGCCUGGGAGUGGAGCAGGAUGGAUACUGCACGGCUGCAGCGUCUUCAGGAGACGAGUACAGGAUCUUUGUUGGACUCAUGGAGUGCGGAACCAGACACUGGAUGACUAAGGACUCUCUGGUCUACACAAACCUCCUCAUCUACUCUCCUGAGGUGUCUCCUGAUGGGCUCAUUCGAAUGGAAGAGGCUGUGAUUCCAAUAGAGUGUCACUAUGAACGGAAGUACAGUUUGUCCAGUUCUUCUAUCAAACCCACCUGGAUCCCCUACACGUCCACUCAGGCUGCUGUGGAAACUCUGCAGUUUGACCUGAGAAUAAUGACAAAUGACUGGAUGUAUGAGAGAAGCUCUAACGUGUUUCACCUCGGGGAGCCCAUCAGUAUCGAGGCCUCGGUCAGAGUGGGACAUCAUAUGGGGCUCAGAGUGUUUCUGAGCAGCUGUGUGGCCACUCUUCACCCCGACAUCAACUCUGCGCCCAGAUACGUCUUCAUAGAGAACGGGUGCUUGCGUGACUCUCAGCUUCCAGGUUCAAGGUCUCACUUCUUACCCCGGACUCAGGAUGACAAGCUCCGCCUGCUCAUUGACGCCUUUAGGUUUCAUAAUGACGACAGAGGAGAGCUCUACGUCACCUGCCACCUGAAUACUGUACCUGUAAGCAACACAGAGUCCCCCGAUAAGGCGUGCACGCUCAACAAUGGAAGGUGGAGUUCAGCUGAUGGCAAUGACUACUUGUGUUGGCACUGUCAAAACCAAAAUGAAGUGGGACAGAUCCCCAGUAAACCCAGCAGCCCGCACAAGUUUGGGCCUCGUGGGUUUCUAAGGCUGGAAAAACCUGAAUCCUUCUGGAGGAGCGCAGUGACAUCUAAAGGUUGGGAACAAGAGGCCAAAGUGGGUCCCUUGCUGGUCCUGCCAGGUCAGCAGAGAAGUGGACCACUACCUGAAGACGAGCUCCCUCGUGCUCUCUUCAAUAUCGGCAGACCUGUGCAGUACGGCAGCAAGUGGAGGAGUGGGAUAAACGACAGAGUUGAGAAGCUUCCUGACUCCUCUGCAGAAGCCGAGGAUCAGACUUCGGAGUCUGACCAGGAAAAAUACUUUAAAAGUGAAGCAGACCAAAAAGAUGCCAAUGAAGACGGUGACAACGGUGAAGUCGCUGCUCCUCUAGAAGAGCUCCACCCUGCGAUCACGCUGGAGUCAGAGUCUGCAGAGAUGAACACAAACGACACAGAGGCUCUGAGCGACGUCCUCUCCACAAAUGUGUCUGCUACAGAAGUGACCGAAUGGACGAACGCUACCACAAUCUGAACUUUCCCAAA
This is a messenger RNA of Labrus mixtus (cuckoo wrasse), 1635 nucleotides long. RefSeq names its product zona pellucida sperm-binding protein 3-like. The transcript has 10 exons. The record is from RefSeq and is a predicted model, not a curated record. The coding region runs from base 80 to 1624 and encodes 514 amino acids. Gene Ontology annotation, biological process: egg coat formation; positive regulation of acrosome reaction; binding of sperm to zona pellucida. Gene Ontology annotation, cellular component: extracellular matrix. Gene Ontology annotation, molecular function: acrosin binding. Lineage: Eukaryota; Metazoa; Chordata; Actinopteri; Labriformes; Labridae.